Acanthopagrus latus (yellowfin seabream) is the source of this 8310-nucleotide messenger RNA. It is a transcript of the gene dock5, whose product is annotated as dedicator of cytokinesis 5. Gene Ontology annotation, biological process: small GTPase-mediated signal transduction; cell migration. Gene Ontology annotation, cellular component: plasma membrane; cytoplasm. Lineage: Eukaryota; Metazoa; Chordata; Actinopteri; Spariformes; Sparidae. The record is from RefSeq and is a predicted model, not a curated record. The transcript is spliced from 51 exons. Gene Ontology annotation, molecular function: guanyl-nucleotide exchange factor activity; small GTPase binding. The coding region runs from base 470 to 6082 and encodes 1870 amino acids.
UUUCCUCUGAGAACGGCUGGUUUAUUCACUCAUGACGUCACUGUCAACAUUAAACUUGUGAGUUUGGAUUCCUGCACACUGCUGCUUUAAUGUGCCGGCAGCUGGUGAGGUGAAGUGAGUCCCUGACGCGCGACGGUUCCGACCCAUUUCAUCUUCCAGGACUGGAUCUGAGCUCUGCUGUGAAGUUCUGCUGCAGGUACCGGCUGUGUUGUUCUUCUUCAGGUCUUCCCUGAUGGACUCACUGUGCUGCUGGUUGUUCAGGACGCUGCUGGUUCACGCCUCGUCCUCUCCUCCCUGCUCCCGGCCGUGUGCGCCCUCCUGCUCCUCCUCCUUCCCCACCUCCCCGUUUACAAGUCAUGAUGGCGGAACUGUAGACUUCGGGACGUGCAGGAGUCCACCGCCCGUCCUCGUUUAGCGUUUUGUAUAUAGUUAUUUAUGUAUUGAAGCCGGUCCCGCGCUCUGCUCCGCCAUGACCCGUUGGAUCCCCACUAAGAAGGAGAAGUACGGAGUCGCGAUCUACAACUAUGAGCCCCGUGGCGAGCAGGAGCUGCGUCUACAGGUGGGCGACACCGUGCACAUACUUGAGAAACUGGAAGGCUGGUACAGAGGCUACACGCUGCGUAAGAAGUCACAAAAGGGCAUUUUCCCCGCUUCAUACAUCCACCUGAAGGAGGCGGCGGUCGAGGGGAUAGGCCAGCAGGAAAUAAUUAUCCCAGCAGAUAUACCGCUGGUGCAGGAGCUGGGGGCCACUCUGAGGGAAUGGGCGCAGAUAUGGCACAAGUUCUUCGUGGCAAACAAAACCACCCAGUUCAGGAGUCUGCAGCAGAUGGCCUACAGCCUCAUCGAGUAUCGAUCUCAGAUAGUGUCGGGAACGCUGCCGAAGGAUGACCUUGUGGAGCUCAAAAAGAAAGUCACAGCCAAGAUUGAUUAUGGAAACCGGAUUCUGGGUUUGGACCUGGUGGUGCGGGACGAAGCAGGAAACACUCUGGAUCCUGAUUGGACGAGUACGGUCAGCCUGUUCCGGGCUCACGAGACCGCCUCCCGCAGCGUGGACGACAGGAUACAAGAAGAGAAGACGCGGCUUCAAAACCUGGAAAUGAGGCGUCAGACGCUGUUCAGCACCGUGCACACCUACAGUCUGCUCAUGAACCUGAGGAACUUCGUCUGCAACAUCGGGGAAGACGCCGAGCUGCUCAUGUCUCUGUACGACCCGGACCAGUCCGAAUUCAUCAGCGAGAACUUCCUGGUGCGCUGGGACAGUAUGGGGAUGCCUAAAGAAAUUGAAAAACUCAACAACCUGCCAGCACUAUUCACGGACCUGAGCAGCAGCGACCUGAUGAGGCAGCGGCUCUUCCUGGUGUGUCAGAUCAUCAGAGUGGGCAGCAUGGAGCUCAAAGAGGGCAAGAAACACACAGGAGGGCUGCGGAGGCCGUUCGGUGUGGCUGUGAUGGACAUUACAGAUGUCGCCCACGGCAAAACAGACGACGAGGACAAACAGCAUUUCAUCCCUUUUCAGCAGAUAGCCAUGGAAACGUACAUCCGUCAGAGGCAGCUCAUCAUGUCUCCACUCAUCCCGUCUCGAGUCAUCGGAGAGAACGAGCCGCUCACUGCUGUCUUCAACAAAGUCAUUGCUACGCGGGAGGUCAAUCACAAAGGCCAGGGGCUGUUCGUGACCCUGAAGCUCCUCCCGGGAGACCUCGCCCAAGUCAGGAAGGACUACCCCCACUUUGUAGACCGCAGCACGGCUAUCGUCAGGAAGAUGGGCUUUCCAGAAAUCAUCCUCCCAGGAAACGUGAGGAAUGAUAUUUACGUGACCUUGCUGCAGGGGGAGUUUGACCGUGGCAAGAAGAAGACCCCGAAAAAUGUUGAGGUCAUACUGAGUGUGCAUGAUGAUGAGGGAAAUCCAAUGGAGAAAGCGAUAUUUCCUGGAGCCGGCUACGACGGCAUCACCGAGUACAAGUCUGUCAUUUACUACCAGGUGAAGCAGCCGUGUUGGAAUGAGACAGUGAAGGUGACAAUCCCCAUUGAAGACGUGUGUCGGUGUCACCUGAGGGUGAUGUUCCGACACAGAUCCUCCCAGGACUCCCGGGACAAAUCGGAGAAGCCGUUCGGUAUGGCCUUCGUCCGGCUAAUGAGAGGAGACGGGACCACGCUAAAAGAUGGCAGGCAUGAACUUAUCGUCUAUAAGGUGGAUGUGAAGAAGGCGGAGGAUGCAAAGGUUUAUCUCACCUUGCCGGCGACUUGGGCUGAGGUGGAGGAGAAGGAGAGACAAACAGGGAAGCAGUUCCACCAUUCGGGGGUGAUUCCUGUGACUAAAGACAGCUUCCAGCUCGCCACGCUCACCUGCUCCACCAAGCUCACGCAGAACGUGGAUUUACUGGGCCUGUUGAACUGGAGGUCGAACCCUGAAGAUCUGGACCAGAGCCUGCAGAGGCUGAUGGAGGUUGAGGGAGGGGAGAUUGUCAAAUUUCUCCAGGACACCCUGGACGCCCUGUUCAACAUUAUGAUGGAGACCUCAGAGAAGGACACCUACGACACGCUGGUGUUCAACGCCUUGGUAUUUAUAAUCACGCUCAUUGGUGACAUCAAGUUCCAGCACUUCAACCCAGUCCUGGAAACCUACAUCAACAAGCACUUCAGUGCCACUCUGGCUUACAUGAAGCUAACCCGGGUCCUCAACUACUACGUGGGCCACGCCGAGGAGCCCGUCCUGACCGAGAGGCUCUACACUGCGCUCAAAGCUCUCAAGUACCUGUUCAGGUUUAUUGUGCAGUCUCGGGUGCUCUAUCUCAGAUUCUAUGGGAACAGUGAGGACGGGGACGCUUUCUUCAACUCCAUUCGAACCCUGUUCCUGUCCUUCAACACUCUGAUGGACAGACCUCUGGAUGAGGGGGUGAAGAUAAAGGGAGCAAUAUUGAAAUACCUCCCCAGCAUCAUUAAUGACAUCCAGACGGUGUUUGAUCCCGUGGAGCUCAGCGUUCUCCUCACCAAGUUCAUCGAGAGCAUUCCCGACUCUCAGCUCGUGCGUCAGAAGCUGGGCUGCAUGUGUAAGAUGGUGGAGAGUGACCUUUUCAGGCAGCCAGACUGUCGAGAUGUGCUGCUGCCGCUCGUCACCGACCAGCUGAGCGGACAGCUGGACGACCACUCGUGCAAACCCGACCACGAGGCCUGCGUGCAGCUGCUCAGCACCGUGCUGGACAACCUGGACCGCAAGGAUGUGGGUCCAACCAGAGGCCACGUUCAGCUGAUAAUGGAGCGGCUUCUUCGCAGGGUUAAUCGCACCGUCAUCAGCAUGGACAGAUCGUCCCCGCUCAUCGGUCACUAUCUCGCCUGCAUGACGGCCAUCCUGAAGCAAAUGGAUGACAUGCAUUACGCCCACUACAUCAGCACCUUCAAGACGAGACAGGAUAUCAUUGACUUCCUGAUGGAGACGUUCAUCAUGUUUAAGGACCUCAUGGGUAACGUGUUCCCGGCUGACUGGAUGAUCAUGAACCUGGUGCAGAUGCAGGUCUUCCUCAGGGCCAUCAACCAGUACUCGGACGUCCUCAACAUGUAUUUUCUGGACCAGGCGCAUUUUGAGCUCCAGCUGUGGAAUAACUACUUUCAUUUGACUGUGGCGUUCCUCACCCACAAGACACUGCAGCUGGAAUCGUUCUCUCAAGAGAAACGGAAUAAGAUUCUGAACAAAUACGGCGACAUGAGGAAGACUGUCGGGUUUAAGAUCAGAGACAUGUGGUACAAUCUGGGCCCCCACAAAAUGAAGUUCAUCCCGGCCAUGGUCGGGCCCAUUCUGGAGGUCACGCUGGUGCCGGAGCCGGAGCUGAGGAAAGCCACCAUCCCCAUCUUCUUUGAUAUGAUGCAGUGUGAGCACAACUUCAGCUCCGGACGCACAUUUGAAACGUUUGAGAACGAACUGAUAACAAAAUUGGAUCAAGAGGUAGAAGGAGGCCGAGGGGAUGAGCAGUACAAAGUCCUCCUGGAGAAAACCUUACUGGAGCACUGCAGGCGCCACAGAUACCUGUCACAGUCGGGAGAGGAGCUGGCUGUGCUGCUGAGCAGCCUGCUGGAGAAUCUGCUGGCGUACCGCACCAUCACACACGACGAAAGUCCGGAGCACCGCAUGAGCUGCACCGUCAACGUGCUGAAUUUCUACAAAGAAAAAAAGAGGGAGGACAUUUACAUCCGGUACCUGUACAAGCUGCGAGAUUUGCACCUGGACUGUGAGAACUACACGGAGGCGGCCUACACUCUGCUGCUGCACGCUGAGCUGCUGGAGUGGUCGGACAAACCCUGCGCACCUCAUCUGAUCCCCAGAGACGGGGAUCACGUGUGGACCCAGCAGGAGCUGAAGGAGAGGCUCUUCCAGGAGAUCAUCUGCUAUCUGGACAAAGGAAAGAUGUGGGAGAAGGCCAUCGAGCUGGGAAAGCAGCUGGCCAAGAUGCAUGAGAGCCACAUGUUUGACUUCAUGGAGCUGAGCCAGCUGCUGAAAAAACAAGCCAAGUUCUACGAGAACAUAAUGCAUGCCAUGCGGCCGCAGCCGGAGUACUUUGCUGUGGGAUAUUACGGCCUCGGAUUCCCUUCUUUCCUCAGGAACAAGAUGUUCAUCUACCGAGGGAAGGAGUACGAGUGGCUGGAGGACUUCAGCUUGAAGCUGCUCUCUCAGUUCCCCAACGCAACGCGCAUGACCAGCACAGCGCCCCCUGGUGACAACAUCAGCAACUCGCCUGCACAGUACAUCCAGAGCUUCACAGUCAAGCCUGUUCUCACCGUGCCGCACCAGUUUAAAGACAAGGGGGUUCCAGAGCAGAUAUUAAACUAUUACAGAACCAAUGAAGUGGACCAGUUCCAGUAUUCCCGGCCCUUCAGGAAAGGUGAAAAGGACCCAGACAAUGAAUUUGCGACCAUGUGGAUCGAGAGAACGACUUACAUCACCGCCUAUCGCUUCCCCGGGAUCCUGAAGUGGUUCGAGGUCAAAUCUGUCUCAGUGGAGGAGAUCAGUCCUCUGCAGAAUGCCGUAGAGACCAUGGAGAUGACCAAUGAGAAGCUGAGUAACCUCGUGCAGCAGCAGGCCUGCGAUCGCUCUCUGUCCAUCAACCCUCUGUCCAUGAUGCUCAGCGGCAUCGUUGACCCCGCUGUCAUGGGCGGCUUCUCCAACUACGAGAAGGCGUUCUUUACGGACACCUACAUCCAAAAGCACCCAGAGGACUGCGAGCGCAUCGAGGUCCUCAAACACCUCAUCGCCCUGCAGAUCCCUCUCCUGGCAGAUGGGAUUCGCAUCCACGGGGAGAAGACGACGGAGCAGCUGAAGCCCUUACACAACCGUCUGGUGACUUGCUUCGCAGACCUCCGGGAGAAAGUGGAGAAGCAUUAUGGCGUCAUAACCUUGCCCUGCUCUCUCACUGAGAGGAAGAAGAGUCGCGUUGGCUCCGUGGUGAUGCCCUACAUCCUGUCCUCCACCCUGCGUCGCAUGUCCACCGUCUCAACCCUCUCCAACGCCUCCUCAGGCCUCUCCAGCGGCUCCGCAUCCUCAGAUGGACCCUCCUGCAUUUCCUCCCAAGAUUCCUUGUUGUCCCGUCCCAGCGAUCGCAGGACCUCCAUGUUGUCCCGCUCGGAGGAGGACAACAGGAUCGCCAGAAAGAACAGGAAAGAGUGGAGCGUGAGCAAAUCCCAGGUGCUGCUGGAGAGGCCGUCAGACGCCGAUGAGACUCCUCCUGAGAAGCAGCAGAGGCCCAAGAGUUUACAGUUAGGAGACCGGCGGCUCACCCUCUCCCUGUUCCAGGGUGUUUCAUCCCAGCUCAGCCUGUCCAAUCCCCUCAGCCCGCUACCUGCCUCUCCACACACACCUCGCACACCGCGCAGCUCCAGUUAUUCAUCGCUUCUCAGUGACAAUGAUGUCAAUACCGUUGACACCCCAGGGACCCCCCCACCGAUGCCUCCGAAGAAACACCCGCACGAGAUUGACAACGCCGGGUUCCCUUCAGAGUUCACUCCGCCGCUGCCGAUGAAAAUCGAGAGCAAGCCUCCGCCGCCGCCCCCGAAAACCCGGAAGUCGAUGUUGCCGUCGUACGAACACCCCCACUGAGGCUACACCUACACAACGCUCCACUAAUUCUCUGAUUUGGCUGCGAUGAGAGCACAGUUUCAUUUGUGGCACCAGCUACGAGGGACACUUCUCUGCAGGAGAAAAGAAAUUAUGAUGCAAGCUACGAAUAACUCCGGGCAGUCCUUUUGUUCUCAACUCGUAGCUGUUGUUUUGUAUUUAAGCCUUGAGGAACAAUAUGUGAGGGGUUACAAUCGUAAGAGGGUAAGUAUAUAUGAUUCUGGGUACGUACGGUCGCUUUUUAAGAGGUAAUGAAACAGCGAUCAGAUGCUUCAUUCUUGAAGAAAAAGUCAGUGUGUUGUACAGAUUUUAUCACUCGCAGGGAAAAAAGGAACGACUGAUGCUGCAAUGUAAUAAUUUUGCUUUUAUGUGUUGGAGCGACACUGGAUGAUUUAUUCCCGCCGAGCUGUUUACCGCCAUUUCAUACCGACAUUUCCAUACAGGAAACACACACACACACACACAAAAAAAGCUGCAUUAGAUUCAUGUUGAACUUGAUCAAACUUGAGCAGGGAAUAAAUGUACAGAAUGUAACUGUUUGUUGGAAAUGUUUAGUUUAUUUGUGCUUCAGUAAUAUUAUGAUCAAAUGCAUUUUUUCUUUUCCUAAAGCGCAAUAUCUUCCGAGACACUGGAUGGCAUUAUUGAAUGUGCAGCAGAUUAUAUUUGUCUUGAUGUUUGUGAUGAACUGAAUACUGUAACUGGUGCCUCCAAAACUGCAGGGGAAGUAAAUGUUUCCUUAAAGGAACUGGUUGACUUUUUGGGAAAAAUGCAAAAGAUCCGAACCACUCUCGUGUCGGAGCGAUAAGAUGUGUGGGUUUCACACGAGGCAGGUUAGCUUAGCAUUAAAACUGGAAAAACGAGGGGAAACAGUUAGCUUAUGUCUUCUCAAAGCUAACAGAGCCACCAGCAACUAAGUUUUCUCAUCAACACUUUAUAAUUUGUCCGUUUUGUUUGGAAAACUUAAAGGAAGACUGAAGUCUCGUCUAAAACAGAGUUGCAGAAUUCUACGAAACAACAGACGAAGUUGAGGACGACUGAUAACAACAUGACAUUGCUGCAUUUGUUAUCAUUUGUUAGUAUUCACUCGCGCAGCGACUGCAGAUGGAAACUAGCUCGGAGCCUGGUACAAAGCAUCUGUUCUCAUUUGUGAGGCUAAUAAAUCAGGUGCGCGGUCCCUGAUUUAAAUAGAUUUAAUAAUCUAAAUGAUUUGUGCUUUAAUAAGUGGUUAUUUGUCCGACUAUGGAGACCUGGAUUACACCAGUUUUGCUGUGAAGCUCCAGAAAUGUUUCAUGGUCUAUGAAACAUCACCUGAGUUUCCAUCAGCACGGAGGGAGGAGAUAAUGACUGGAUUUCAUUUUUUGGAUGAACUGUUCCUUGUGUAAAAAUAACAACUUAUGGUUUUAAGAAGGGUUAUGUGGGUGCAGAACAGGACGUCCUCUGAUCACGGCUGAAUUAGCGGCAAAAAAAAAUAUAAAUCCUUGGAUAAAAGUGCUGUUUACCAUUUUCUCCAGCCAACAGAAAGUGUGAUGAAUAACAUCUAUAAAACACCAAAUUGCUCAGAUGAUUAAAUGAAUUUACAUCAGGGGCUGUGCACAAAAUGUAUCACAGAAGUAGCCAAAUGAGAAAAGCAGUGCUCAUUUUUACAUUUUGGCUUUUCUAAAAACUUUAAUAUGUUUAUUAGAGAGUUUACAUGUGCUGGUAGGACGGUUGUGCAGCUUUCACACAAAGCCAGGCUAGCUGAUUCCCCUUGUUUCCAGUCUUUAUGCUAAGCUAAGCUAAGCUAAGCUAAGCUAAGCUAAGCGGCUGCUUGCUCCAGGUACAAAUCCACAAACACGAGAAUGAACUCGAUCUUUUCAUCAGAGCAAAAUCCGAAAAAGUCGAACUUCCUCCUUUGAAUAACUCUAAACGCUGUACGGUACAAACAGAAAUGCCUUUUGAAGUUCACUUUAGUUUUUAUAUUUCAGGUGUUGGUCAGUUUUCUUUUCUUUUUUUUAUUGAUUAUUGAAUUUUAAAUUAUUGCUUUUCGUUGAAUCUUCAACAUUUCCACGGUUUUGCACACUCAGUGUGAACAGACGGUUUAUUUUUACGCGUUGAUUGAAUUUAAUUUCGACACACUGCUUCACUGCGCGCUGUUUGAAUCUUAUAAAAAGAAGCAAUAUAUUUCAUGUGCCUUCAGAGAGAUGAAUCUAUGCAUGUAAGCUUUUUUUUUU